Molecule: messenger RNA, 528 nt
Organism: Phytophthora nicotianae INRA-310
Lineage: Eukaryota; Oomycota; Peronosporomycetes; Peronosporales; Peronosporaceae
Exons: 1
Coding region: 16-264 (82 amino acids)
Source: RefSeq, a predicted model, not a curated record
AAAGCUUCGUUUGCUAUGGGUAGGCAGACUUCGCAACCCCGAGCUGAGGACAAGUGUAUGUUCUGGACUGCUCAAGUGGAAUGGUGGGAGCGCUGGGCGAAUGAUCACGGUCUGAGUGUGGACGCCGCUAAUUGUGCUAGCAUUCACCUUUCGUUCAUGCAAGAUAUGGCCACGCAAGCUGCUCAGGAGCAGCAACUCGAGGAAGAACCAAAGACUGUCGCAUUUUCACCAUCAAAAGCCAAGAAAUCGGAUCAAGAAGAGUGAUCUUGCUACAUAUCGUGAUCUAUCACGCUUUCCGGUCCGUAGCUACUCGUUAACACCCUUCUAAUAAUUUCAGAGCUGUCUUCAUCAUCAAUUCCAAGGGCCUCAAACACUAACUGAAUCGGUGAGUCUUCACUUUCUCGGUCUUUGACUACUAGGACCAACGGCAGUAGGCUUAAGCCGUCGUGCUCCGUUGCUAUUGGUAACCCAUCGAAAAUUGUGACGUCUCCGCAGUACGAGAGGUUAGCAGAAAUGAUUUGAACCAGC